GAGCGGUGGGUGACUACAGAAGAGGUUCAUUUGAAGUUGUGGAGGGUAACGAGAAAGGUGGUGUGUGACUGAAGUUUCUGAGAGUGAGGAAAAGAGCUGUGGAAUUCGGAUAUUUGGAUUUAUUAUUGCAUGUGAAAUAUGCAUCUGAUCAAGCAAUUCCCUUGCGAUAAUGGAUAAAAUUUCUUGUUUUCUUGGAUUAGCCUAGAGCAUCAUCACCAUGGCGUCAAAUGUGAGAGUGGCGGUGCGGGUUCGCCCGCUGAGUAGAAAAGAAACAGACGUCCAGGCCAGGAAUAUCAUCAGCACUGGAGGCAACUGCAUCAACAUCACCAACGUCAAAGCGGAGGGCCAGCCGGAGUUCGGCGAUCACCGAGAGCGGGUCAAGUCCUUCACCUUCGACUAUUGCUAUGACAACGCCUCGGAUUGUAUUGAAACCACGGAGCUGGCCUCACAAGAGCUG
Aplysia californica (California sea hare) is the source of this 457-nucleotide messenger RNA. RefSeq names its product stAR-related lipid transfer protein 9. Gene Ontology annotation, molecular function: ATP binding; microtubule binding; microtubule motor activity. Gene Ontology annotation, cellular component: centriole; nucleus; cytoplasm. NCBI's taxonomy places the organism in Eukaryota, Metazoa, Mollusca, Gastropoda, Aplysiida, Aplysiidae. Gene Ontology annotation, biological process: microtubule-based movement; spindle assembly. The record is from RefSeq and is a predicted model, not a curated record.